This is a messenger RNA of Olea europaea var. sylvestris, 2608 nucleotides long. RefSeq lists its product as uncharacterized. The coding region runs from base 948 to 2513 and encodes 521 amino acids. The record is from RefSeq and is a predicted model, not a curated record. Lineage: Eukaryota; Viridiplantae; Streptophyta; Magnoliopsida; Lamiales; Oleaceae. Gene Ontology annotation, molecular function: zinc ion binding. The transcript is spliced from 3 exons.
GUGUUUGGAAAACCCUAACAUAUAAUUUUCAAUGCAGACCAGACCUUCAACGAAGAGGAAUUGAUACCUGUUCAAUGCCACUUCAAUGAUUCAGAUGAUGAGGUUAAUGAUGAUAGUUUUCAGUUUGACAGGAAUGCACCUGAACGCAUUGUGGUAGGAUUUAAUGCAGACCCGACACUUGAAUUCGAGGCCACAAGUACAGAGGAGUUGGGGUUGUCGGAUGGCUAUUGUUCUUGUGAGGAGGAAUUACAUACUGAUAAUUCUUCUAGCGAAGAAAAGAAUUAUCGCUUUCCCAUUUAUGAUGCUAAAAGAGAAAAGUAUGACCCGCAAUUAGAGGUUGGGAAGGAGUUCAAAAAUAUUGAGGAGUUUAAACAAGCUAUUAGGAAUUAUGGGGUUGUAACUAGGCAUAAUUUUCGAUUUAGGCCAAAUGAUAAUGAGAGGGCAGAGGCCAUAUGCAAAAAAGACAAUUGCAAUUUUAGGAUUUGGGUGUCGUUGAAUAAGGUGUUUGGUUGUGUGCAAAUAAAGUCUAAGAAUUCAGAGCACACAUGUACGCGGGACAGAACGAAUAGGCAUUGUACUGCUAGGUAUAUAGUUGAGAGGUAUUUGGAGACUUUUAAAGUUGAUCCCGAUUGGAAGACUAGAUUGAUUAAGAAAGCUGUGAAGGAUGAUUUGAAGUUGACAAUCAGCGAUGUUACUACCUGGAGGGCUAGAAGAUAUGCUAGGAUAUUAAUAGAGGGUUCCGAUGAGCACCAAUUUGGUUUGCUUAGGUCUUUUGCAUCUGAAAUUUUGAGAACCAAUCCCGGUUCUACAUGUAUAAUUGCCAUGAAUGUAGACAAGUUUCAAGGAAUAUAUGUUUGUUUAGAAGCUUGCAAAAAAGGGUUCAUAUCAGGAUGUAGGCAGCUUUUAGGGUUGGAUGGGUGUUUUCUGAAAGGCACUUUUGGAGGUCGAUGCUCGUGGCAGUAGCAUUAGAUGCCAACGAUUGUAUUUAUCCAGUAGCAUAUGCUUUAGUGGAGAGAGAGAAUGCUACUGCUUGGAGGUGGUUUAUACAACAUCUGGGCGAAGAUUUGUGGAUUGUUAAUAGUAAUGAGUGGAUUUUUAUGACUGAUAGGCAAAAAGGUUUACAGAACGUGAUAGAGGAUUUAUAUCCAGAGGCUGAACAUCGAUUUUGUGUUAGACACAUGUACACUAAUUUCUUUAUGGCUGAUUUUAAGGGUCUGACUUUGAAAGAGUACUUAUGGAGGGCUGCAAAGUCAACAACAGUGCCUGAUUGGAAAUUCUGGAUGGAUGAAAUUGAGAAGAUGAGCAAAGCUGCACAUGGUUGGUUAAUGAAGAGGCAUCCUAGUGAGUGGAGUAAAGCUUAUUUUCUGACAAAGGUGAAGAGUGAUAUAGUUCUAAAUAAUCUUUGCGAAGUAUUUAACAAUAUGGUGUUGGUGGAUAGGGAAAAGUCCAUAUUAACCAUGUUGGUUGAUUUACAUAUAAGUUUCAUGAAGAGGAUACAAUUAAGGAGGGAUAAAAUGAGAAAAGCUACAGGACCUUUAUGCCCUAAAAUACAACAAAAAUUAAUGAAGAACGCUGAAAUGGCUGAGGGAUUUGAGGUGGAUUGGUCAGGCGGGGCACAAUCUUACGUCAAGUGUUCGAAUGGAGAAUAUGUUGUUGAUUUUCCAAACAGGACAUGUGCGUGUAGGAGAUGGGAUUUGACAGGUAUUCCUUGUGCUCAUGCAAUUGCUGCUAUUUUAGAUAGAUAUGGUGAGCCUUGGAAGUACGUUCAUGAGUGCUAUGGAGUUGAUACCUAUCUCAGUUGCUAUGAGAAUAUUAUUAAUCCUAUAAAUGGGUCAAAGUUAUGGUAUCCAGUACAUGCCCCUCCAAUCAAACCACCAGGUUGGUUUGUGACCAAAAGAGGGAGAAAGCAGAAGAAGAGAAGGAGACAUCAAGAAGAAGAUGUCAUUACCCGUUCGGGCUUAAAGGCAAAAAUGAAGAAACGAGGAACUGUGCUUAUGACUUGUAGUGUUAGUGGAAGAACGGGGCACAACAUGCGAUACCAUCGGAGGCCUGAUGCACCACAAGAGGAUUCGGUUGCUUAUGAUGUCGAGCGUACAAUUCAAGAAAGGUCUAAUCAGAUUAAUGACGACAACUUAAGGGCAAAGCUAGUGCCUAGGAGAUCAAACACGAGUCCAAGAUAUGAAGUUCAACCACCACCACCACCUUCAGCAUCUGAGUUUCAGUUCAUGCCAACACCUGGAUUAGGUCUGACAAAUGAUGCACAAUAUGACUGGAGUGCUCCUCCACUUACUGAGCCAGGUUCUUCAAUGACUGUGAAAGGCAUGUUAACUAGAGCAUUUGUGCAAAUCCCAACUGAAAAUAUCCCAGUCCAGAAUAUGGUGGAAGAUUUGCAACAAAUUGAUGCUCAAGAAAAUGCACAAAAGAGGGCAGCUAGAGCAAAGAAUAGAAAAGUCGUAAGAGGCUCAGCUCGAUAUGCACCUCCAAGGAAAAUGACCCAUGCAGCUACUCAAUAGAAAAACAAUUUGUCAUUAGCACUUUAAAAGUUAUGCCAUAUUUUGCAACAAGCUAGUUGGGAUUGUAAACUGCUACUUAGAUAACUUUAUUGGGC